AUGGCGAUUGUCUACAAGUGCAUUGCCAACAACUGCCCUGCUGUUGCUGCAGAGUCAGCUGCGCUGGCAGGGCGCAGAGGUACAAAUUUGUGUACACGCAAUUUUUAUGGGAAGCCGCCAACGUUCCCCGCAUUCACCUCUUCCCGGGUGUGCAGGAAACUUCCGAGACAAAGUAGGGCCGCUAUCUGGGCGCCUCAUUUGACCUCGAAUAAGGCAGCAGCGCACGCAGAGCUCCAGCAGCAGCAGGAGCCGCCGCAGUGUGGGAAUGGUCAGUUGUGCCUCUCGGGAGAUGUCGCGGGUGCAGCAGCCGUGGGGAGCUACUCGAGCAUGGAGCUCAUGCGAUCCCUUUGUGUAUAUUCCCUCUGCACGUCCUCCUUCCUCGUGAACAACUGCGAAAAGCUUUUGGCCGUCUCCUGCCGGAUCCUGGGACCAAGACUGACCUUUUGGACGAUCAAAAACAGCUUUUUCAAGGUUUUCUGCGGGGGCGAGAACCUUGAGCAGAUCGUGCACACUCUCGACAAGCUGAAGCAGAGAAAUCUUGGCGCGAUCUUGGAUUACGCUGCCGAGCAGAAGCUGGAGACGCUUCCGGGGGUGCCUGCUUGCGAUACUCAGAACUUUGAUGAGGCUAUUGCCAUCACCAAGCAGACGAUCGACUUUGCAGCUUCCACGGGGGAGCGCUUUGUGGCGAUAAAGGUCACUGCUUUUGGCCUUACUGAGCCCAUAAUCCGCUUCAACACUUUGAUCCUUCAAAUCGACGAGCUUUUUGCGGAGCUUGCGGGAAUUGAAGGCGUUGGAGCGAAUGGUCGUCCAUGCCCGAGGCGCUUGGGUGAGGCUGUGGUGUCUGAACAGCAGUUCGUUUCCACGCUGUGUAAACGAGGUGUUCAAGAGGCCGAAGCAGUUGCCCUCUUCCGUGACUUGAAAGAGCAGCCGGGUGCUGACGAGGGCGGGAAGGGGGGUGUGACUUACUUCCAGUGGAGUCACAGGAUUACGCCAGGCACAGCAGGUCAUGAAGGCUCCCUGCGUUGCCUCUCCAAGGUGUUGCCAGUCUUAAGCGCGGAGGAGCGAUCUGCGUACGAGGGAAUACGAUCUCGGUUCUUCUCCGUCUGCGAGUACGCCGCACAGCAGGAGCGGCAGCCGCCAGUCCUGUUGGUCGAUGCAGAGCAAAGCACCCUCCAGGCCUUCAUUCAUCUUCUGACCAUUGAGGCACAGAAGAAGUACAACAAAGGGCGUGUCUUGAUCUCAAACACGUACCAGGCUUACCUGAAAGAUACGCGUGCCCGGCUGGUUCGCGAUUUGGAGCUCUCGCAACGCUUCGGAUUUGUGCUGUCUCUCAAGUUGGUGCGUGGGGCAUACGUUUCGAUGGAGAACAAGAUCACCCGAGAGACGGGCAAUCCUCUGCAGGUUCACGACUCCAUCGAGGAGACGCAUGCGAGCUACGAUGCAUGCGUUCGCUUCCUUUUUGAGAACCUCAAGCAUUGUGAAAUAUUCCUUGCAUCCCACAAUGCGCACUCGCUGGAGAAGGCCGCACAACUGCUGCGUCGUGCUGAGAGCGAGAUGGGGCCUGAAGUGGCGCAGAAAGUCACAUUUGGCCAACUGUACGGCAUGGGAGACGCCUUGUCUCACGGUUUGGCGGCUGCUGGUUUCUCGGUGUUCAAGUAUCUCCCGUUCGGGCCCGUGGAGGAGACGAUCCCUUAUCUCGUGAGACGAGCUCAGGAGAACGGGGGGAUGCUGGGUGGUGCUAGGAGCGAAGUUCGCUAUCUGUGGCAGGAAGCAAAGAGGAGACUCAUGGGCGGCAAGCCAGUGCACUAA
Molecule: messenger RNA, 1809 nt
Organism: Cyclospora cayetanensis
Lineage: Eukaryota; Apicomplexa; Conoidasida; Eucoccidiorida; Eimeriidae
Product: proline dehydrogenase 1, mitochondrial
Exons: 7
Coding region: 1-1809 (602 amino acids)
Cellular component (GO): mitochondrion
Molecular function (GO): FAD binding; proline dehydrogenase activity
Source: RefSeq, a predicted model, not a curated record